AGUGUUUUAUAAUGUAUUUCCAAUACUGGCCUCAAUGUGGAUAUGAAAUAAAAAUUAUUGUUUAUUUAUAGGUUGUUUUCUUCGUUUUUAGAAUAUUUGACAGCUUAAAUGCCGUAUGCUUUUAUUUUGACACAGCGGACGCAAAACAUCAGGUGACUUGUUGGAGUCACAUGAAUUUUGGGAAUACUUAAACAAUUUACUAGCCGGUUAACAUUUUGGCUCCCUCGCCUGAAAAGAUGCAUCUGGUGCUGCUGGGGGUGCUGCUGGGGGUGCUGGAGGUUUCUGGGGCUCCAGAUGCAGAUGAGAUCAAAUAUCUUCCUGGACUUUCGAAACAGCCCAGCUUCAAGCAUUAUUCUGGAUACUUCAGUGUGGCAGAUAACAAACACCUUCACUACUGGUUUGUGGAGUCUCAGAAAGAUCCGGCCGGUAGUCCGGUUGUUCUGUGGCUUAACGGAGGACCAGGAUGCAGCUCCUUGGAUGGUUUGCUCACAGAGCACGGACCUUUCCUGAUCCAAGAUGACGGUGUAACUCUGGAAUAUAAUCCUUAUUCUUGGAACAAGAUUGCAAAUGUCUUAUACCUGGAGUCACCAGCAGGUGUCGGCUUUUCCUACUCUGAUGACAAGAAGUACACUACCAAUGACACAGAGGUGGCCACAAACAACUACUUGGCCCUGAAAGAAUUUUUCAGGUUGUUUCCUGAGUUCAGCAAGAAUGAGUUUUUCUUGACUGGCGAGAGCUACGGAGGCAUUUACAUUCCAACGCUGGCUGAGAUCGUCAUGGAGGACAGCAGCAUUAAUUUACAGGGUAUUGCUGUAGGAAAUGGCUUGUCCAGUUAUGAACUAAAUGACAAUUCACUGGUCUAUUUUGCAUACUAUCAUGGACUUCUUGGGACUAGCUUGUGGAAUGACCUGCAGAAAUUUUGCUGCAAAGAUGGAGUGUGUAACUUCUACGAUAACCAAGAUGUGAACUGCUCGACUUCUCUCACUACAGUUCAAAUUAUAGUCUACCAGUCUGGACUCAACAUGUAUAACCUGUAUGCACCCUGUGCCGGAGGUGUUCAGCAGAGAGUCAGCAUUGAAAACGGCCAGUUUGUGAUCCGAGACCUGGGCCACCACUUCGUCAACCAUCCAUGGUCCAAAGCACAGAACGAGAAAUUGCGAGGUGUGGUCUCCCUGUUCAAAUCUUCAAGGCUCGAUCCUCCGUGCACCAACUCUACUCCAUCCACCCUGUACCUCAACAACAAGCUGGUGAAGUCUGCUCUCCACAUCUCGCCCAAUGCUUUGGACUGGAUCAUCUGCAGCGCUGAAGUCAAUCUGAACUACAAACGCCUGUUCAUGGACGUGAAGAAACAGUACCUGAAGCUUCUUGGAGCACUAAAAUACCGUGUGCUGGUAUAUAAUGGAGAUGUUGACAUGGCCUGCAACUUCUUGGGAGACGAGUGGUUUGUGGAGUCACUCCAGCAAGAGGUGCAGGUGCAGCGCAGACCUUGGAUUUAUUUCAAUGGUGAAACUCAGCAGGUCGGCGGCUUUGUCAAAGAAUUUACCAACAUCGCUUUCCUCACAGUGAAGGGUUCGGGUCACAUGGUUCCCACUGACAAACCCAUAGCGGCCUUCACAAUGUUCAGUCGCUUCAUCACCAAACAACCUUACUAGAACCCACUCAGGGAUUUUUAAUCUUUUUAAAUCUGAAUUUGCACUGUCACACUGGUCAAAUGUUUCAGAUUUAUGGACCACUGACUGUUUUCUGUCACUUAGCCACUCAAAACUGAUUGUGUAUUUCUGUAGUUUAGUUGCCAGCCUGUGAACUAGAUUAAGUCAUGCAUCCUGUACAUAAUGAUGUUUCAUCGUAUGUGUUUUGAGGGAUUCACAGACGUCUAUUCCUCCAUCCAUCUUUGAUUAUGGUUGAUUUAGUAGCGAGAGAUGCUGAGUGUUUACGAGUUGAAAUCCAAUCAGCUGUGAGUGGAUGCUGACUGUUUAUUGCACAAUUUUAGCUUAUGUCUUCUCUAUUAAACAUGAAACUGUAGCUUUUAUUAAUCAUCACAGAUAUUUUGUCAUCCCUUCAGGUACUGAUGCCUCACUGUGCUAAUUGUAGACUUUUGUUGAGGUGUCAUUGAGUUGCUCGUUUGAUUGUGGUUUUAAGUGAUG
Molecule: messenger RNA, 2144 nt
Organism: Sinocyclocheilus grahami
Lineage: Eukaryota; Metazoa; Chordata; Actinopteri; Cypriniformes; Cyprinidae
Product: lysosomal protective protein-like
Exons: 15
Coding region: 237-1652 (471 amino acids)
Biological process (GO): proteolysis
Molecular function (GO): serine-type carboxypeptidase activity
Source: RefSeq, a predicted model, not a curated record